Diaporthe citri is the source of this 486-nucleotide messenger RNA. RefSeq lists its product as uncharacterized. Lineage: Eukaryota; Fungi; Ascomycota; Sordariomycetes; Diaporthales; Diaporthaceae. The transcript has 2 exons. The coding region runs from base 1 to 486 and encodes 161 amino acids. The record is from RefSeq and is a predicted model, not a curated record.
AUGAAGCUGUCACUCGCCGUCAUCACUCUCUUGGCUGGCUUUGCCGUCGCCCUGCCUCAGAACAAAAACAACAACAAUGGUCAAAACAACCAAAACAACAACGGUGGCAACAACCAGGAUGCCGCAGCAGCAGACGAUGUGAAUGAUGCUGCCAACAAUGGUGCAGGUGGUGAGGCCGCCGCCGCCAAGGCAGAGGCAGCAAUCCUCUUGACUGAGAACGGCGAUGCCGGUGCCGCUGACUCUGGUCCCGACUUCGAGAAGGCAGUCCAGGCCAUCUCGGACUCCGGCAACCAAGAUGACCUCGACACUCUGGAGGCCGCUGGCAUCGAUGUUGAUGCAGCCCUCGACGGAAAUGGUGGCGGUGGAAACGGUGGAAACGCGGACGACGCGAAUGCGGACGAUGCCAAUGCGGAUGAUGCCCAGCAAGGCCAGAACGGACAAGAUGGCCAGAACGGUCAGCAGGGUCAGAACGGCAACGACAACUAA